Molecule: messenger RNA, 837 nt
Organism: Paramecium primaurelia
Lineage: Eukaryota; Ciliophora; Oligohymenophorea; Peniculida; Parameciidae
Source: the annotation of a GenBank genome assembly
AUGUCUUUUAUAGGCUGGACAAUGAAUCCUCGAAAUAUAUCUUAAGAGAUCGAGGAGGAUUUAUAUUCGCUUGCUUCUACCUCAACUUGCGCAAAAACAGAGAGACAUUAUUCAGUUGAUGAAUUUGUUGAUUUGGUUCGCAGAUUAAAAGAAGUAUAUGAUAAUUUUCUUGAUUGUUACAAUAAUUUUGUUGAGUGGCGUGAAGCGAAAUUACAACGGUAUAGAGUUCAAUACUGCCGUGACAUAGAAAAGAUCAUUUUACAUUCUUUGGGUUUGAUAGAAGAACUAAAUUGUUACCUCAACAUCUUUCCAGAGUUCAACACGCCGCUUUACGAAGAAUAUGUAGAUUUGUGUCGAGAAACAAAUUGGUACAUCGAUUACGCGACAGAGCUGCCAAAGAUCAAGCACAAUAUUUUUGAGCAAGAGGUAACCUGGUAUACAGAAAAUCUCCCAAAGCUUGCAGAAAUUGCGCAAAAAGAAAAACGCCCCCCUUUCAUCAAACCGAUCGCAGAUCAGGAUCCGAGAGAGGCCCGCUAUACUAGGAUGGUCAUCUACCAUACCUUAGAACAGUUAGAAAAGAUGGCCCCCAAAAUGAAAGAAGCCCCUUCCUUAGAAAGCCUUCAAAAUCUUCAAAAAGAUGUAGAGCGUUAUGGCUGGUGCUUGACAGGAAUGGCCCCUCUUCUACCCGAUGAAGAGCAGAAUCCUUUUCAGGAAGGCGGCCUCUAUCAACGAUGGCAGAAAGCACGCGAUAACAUUCAAUAAGCCGAAAGCCUGUGGCACCAGAAUCAUUAAAGCGAGAACGCAAUCCAAUCUAAGAUAUCAUAGAAAAGUGGAUGA